Apis laboriosa (Himalayan honeybee) is the source of this 1816-nucleotide messenger RNA. RefSeq names its product radial spoke head protein 3 homolog (gene Rsph3). NCBI's taxonomy places the organism in Eukaryota, Metazoa, Arthropoda, Insecta, Hymenoptera, Apidae. Bases 1 to 1800 code for a protein of 599 amino acids. Gene Ontology annotation, cellular component: cilium. The record is from RefSeq and is a predicted model, not a curated record. The transcript is spliced from 8 exons.
AUGCCGGCUGGGAUUUCAGCGUUGGCGCCAACCGCCAACGGAGAUCCGUUCGCCCUCGAGGGAAAGAGUUCUUUCGCGAUUCUUCGAAAGGAUGGGUUGGAGCCGGUGGCUACGAGCCCGCCUCUUCUUCGCGUGGACGACGAGACGACGACGAGGAGAUCGGCGGCCGAUCGUCUGGAGGAAAGCAAUCCGUCGUUGGAGCAUCGAAGGCGGAUCAGCAGAUCGAACGAUCAUUUGGCCCAGUCGAGGCUGCAGUCGAAUCAAGCGAAUCCGUUGAGAAGGGAGUCGCGAAGCAGGAGCGAAGACGGUUGCCGAUCAUCAUCGGCCGUGGACCAGAAGAUACCUGCCAUCAAGCCGAGCAUGACGCUGUCCACGGAGGAUUUCAACGAGGUCCUGAACGCGAAAUUGAGGAAGCUUCAGGAGCAGGAGAGGGAGAAAGAGGAGGAGCGCAAGGGGGCGAGAAAAGGUCAGGGGCUUCGGAAAAAGCCGUUCAUCACGACCGUGAAGACAGGCGAGUUUCUAAUGCCGCCGCCGGAAGUGGCUGCCCUUCUCGGCAUCGCGUCGAACGGGAACGACACCGAGGAAACCGACAAUUGCCCCUUGCGCUCCAAAUUCAAAUCGCUCGCGUCGUUGGCGAGGAAACCGGAAGUUCGUCACAGCAGCCACAUAGCCAGGUGCCCGACUGCCCUCAAGGCCACUGUCGACUUCACCCUCGGAAUGAUGAACGCCACGACCAUGGCCGCCUCCACGACCUUGGACGAUCGAACCAAGAUCGCGAGGAGGAACGACGCGACCGAUCAACGAAUUCCUUUUGGGAAUAUUAUGUUCGAUCGUCGCGUUGUUCGUGGAAGUACUUUCGCCGCCGCUCCCGUUCUUAUCGAUGGUGAACGAUCGAUAGCUGCCAGGCAAGCGGAGGCCAGAAGGAGAAAUUUGGCUAGGAAACGGGCUCAGGCACUGGCUACGAAAAGUUUGGUGGCUAGGACUGGUUCGCCACCCCCUGUUCCUGGCCGAAAACACGAGCCCGUGCAAACGGAAAUAUACCUCGAGGAGCUGUUCGAGAAACCGGACGAGGUCGAAGUUGCUACGCAAACCGAUUAUUUCUUGGACAGACCGUUGACGCCGAAAUAUUGCCCGGAAAAACUUGGAGAAGAUGUCUCUACCCAAAUAGAGCCCGGUGACCUAUUCGACUUCGACUUCGAGGUGCAACCAAUACUGGAGGUACUGGUUGGUAAAACGAUAGAGCAGGCGUUGAUGGAGGUUCUCGAGGAGGAAGAAAUCGCCGCUUUGAAGGAGCAACAGAGAAAGUUCUUGGAAUUGAGGGCCAUGGAAAAGGCAGAGACGCGAAGAUUGGAGGAGCAGGAGAGAAGGCUGAGGGAAGAGAAGGAUCAACGAUUGAAACAAUACGAAGACUCGAUGAUCGCUCAAAGGGAAACGGAAGAACGAAUUGCAGCAGCUACCCUGUUAACAGGAUAUAUAGCCGAACUUCUUCCAGCUGUUCUAGAAGGAUUGAAAUUGUCCGGUUUCCUAUUGGACGAGAUCAAGGCUGAUGUCGAGGAUGGUUUCAUGCCCUGGUUGAUGAGGGAGGUUAAGAAAGAGAUAGGGCACAUGGUUGAGAGCAGAGAGGUUCUUAUGGAGAUCAUCAGGGAAAUUUUGGAGAAUCGCGCGGAAACGUACAAAAAGCUUGGCGAGGAAUACGACGCCUCUAGGAAAAAACCGAUGAUUGAUACUCUGGAAGACGGAGGGAUCGAUCCAAAUUUCAUUAAUUACGAGCCGCUUAUCAUCGACGGCCAGGACGUUUAAACGCCAUCCAAAAUAA